Molecule: messenger RNA, 1264 nt
Organism: Phlebotomus argentipes
Lineage: Eukaryota; Metazoa; Arthropoda; Insecta; Diptera; Psychodidae
Product: ninjurin-A-like
Exons: 3
Coding region: 134-1063 (309 amino acids)
Biological process (GO): tissue regeneration; cell adhesion
Cellular component (GO): membrane
Source: RefSeq, a predicted model, not a curated record
UCUCAAUACCUAGACUUGGAAGAUUGUGGCGAGCCGAUUUGUCGGAAUCUCUGAAGAAGACACCGCGGAAAGCGGCUCAGUUGGCUUCUUGUCAGUGCGUAGAGUUGGUCAUUCUCGGAACAGCAAACCCUUUAUGGCAGGGUUCCAAUCGAGUGUGCUGGAUGUGGCAUUUGAUAAGAUCGGCAAAAAGUAUCCGUCGUUUAAGCGCGAGACCGGAAGAAAAAUGAUAGAUGGCUUGUCGGGUGUUUACAAGUCUUUUAAGAAUCGCCGGCAGAAGAAAGAGAGUGAAAAUGGGUCAACUAAUCCCAGUUCAGAGGAGGAAAUGAAACUCAUCCGGAGGGAUUCUGACAGGAAGUCUGAAGUGGUGGAAGUAAAGUGUGAUAAUGACACAGAUAAGGACUCGAAUAAGGAUAAAGAAGAGACACAGAAGACUGAUGAUAGUGAUGAUUGUGAUUUUCUCACGGCGGAUGAAGAUGAAAAUCCUGAUGAGGAAAAGGAGAAGAAAGAUAAGACUUCUGGAGAUGAGGAUGAUCCUGAGAAAGGUCUAAAGCCAAAUGAAACUGUUGUCGAUUGCGGACCUGCAGGCGUGGAGCCUCACCACAAACCGAAGGGCGUCGAUAUAUCUCAAUACCUGCAGAAGAAGAGCAUGGCUCAGGGGAUGCUAGAUUUGGCCUUGCUCUCAGCCAAUACCAAUCAACUUCGCUACAUUCUCGAAACCCGGGACGAUAAUAUGUACUUUUACGUGAGCAUUACUCUCAUCAUCAGCAGCCUCGUCCUGCAAGUGGCUGUGGGCAUUAUGCUGAUCUGGAGUCACCGCUUCAAUAUGAGGAGGCGCAGUGGAAUGGCUUCUGCGGAUCGCAUAAACAAUCUCUCAGUCCUGGGCGUCUUCCUGAUCACGUUAAUAAACGUCUUCAUCAGCACUUUCGGCGGAAGCAGUGCAUCUGGAGCUGCUCCAGCUCCAAAUAUUCCUGUUCCGUCUCCCGAUGCUCCAAAACCUCCUCCAGUGGACGCUACACUUCAAGCGCCAGUCGCCCCAAUGGACCCGGGAAUAGCCAUUGCGUGAAUUUAAUGACCUCACACAACUGAGUAAUUAAGCCAGCAUAAACCAAAUGAUGAGACUUGGCGGACUUUUGCAACUCUCAAUGCUCCAAAGAGUCUACCUUGAGUCAUUUUGCUAAAAAAAAUUAUGUGAUCUGUAGGUGGAGAAUUUUCGAGAUAAAGCAUGGAUAGUGAUAUUGCAUAACCCUUCUCGGGAAUUCCCGAC